CAGUUCAGUAGUCUGACCCCUUACAAUGGAUUCCAUUUUGUACGCUACAAACAAUAAAGAUAAAGAAAGAUAAGAGUUUGAAAUUUGAUACUUAUUACAUCACACAUAUGUUUGUUAAGAGCAGAUUCAGAUGUACAUAUAAUGUCUCUCUUUCGACAAAUAUCACGAGUUUAUAGAAGCAAACCAUGUAUGAGAUCAAUGUCUGUGAAUUCGAGUUCCCUGACGGAUCUGGCCGUGGAUGAAGAUGGGAUCGCAGUACUAACAUUGCAAAGGCCGCCCGUAAACAGUUUGAAUGUUGAACUACUGCAGGCGAUUAUUAAUGCAUUCGACGAUGCAGCCGCUAAGGGUUGUAAAGGAAUGAUCUUGACUUCGAGCUUACCUACCGUGUUUUCGGCUGGUUUAGAUAUAAACGAACUAUAUAAGCCAGAAAUGAAAAGGUUAACGUUGUUUUGGAAAACUUUCCAUGACAUGGCACUGAAGUUCCUGACUUCGGACUUUCCUACAGCUACUGCUAUUAAUGGUCACACACCAGCCGGAGGAUAUGCAGUUGCUAUGCUCUCCGAAUAUAGAGUCACGACGAAAGGUCAAUUCACAAUUGGUUUUAAUGAUACUGCACUGGGAAUAGUUCCGUCUGCCUGGAUCACCGAUCUCAUGCUCCAUACACUUUCUCCACGACGUGGGGAACUGGCCCUGAUGGCAUCUACAAUGUUCUCUCCAAGCGAUGCGUUAAAGGAAGGCCUUGUUGAUGACAUAGCAGAAGACAAAGCUGGAGCUAUAGAGAAAUGUAAAGGUUUUAUAAAUCAAUUCAAUAAUAUACCAAAAUGGACACAUUCUCCAUGCCUACAAAAGAUAAGAAGAAUACCACUGGAGUCACUUUAUAAAUAUUUAAACGAAAAUCCUAAUGAAGUAUUGGAUCAAGUUACGAAAAAAGAAACUCAGAAUGCAUUAGGAGAAUAUGUUGAAAAAUUGAAAAGGAGAAAAUUAGAGAGAACUAAGAAGUAGUUAUAAUACUGUAUGUCUACAAUUAUUUCUAGAAUAUUAUUUUUAUCUCUGAAGCAAAUUAUGUUCUGAUUGGAAUUAUUUAUCUAAUAUGGCAACAAAUGUUUAUUAGUGUGCCUAACCUAGGUACUCACUUUAAAAUUGGCAAUAAAAGAAUUUGUGUCAGUAUAAAA
Galleria mellonella (greater wax moth) is the source of this 1172-nucleotide messenger RNA. Its product is annotated as enoyl-CoA delta isomerase 1, mitochondrial-like. Gene Ontology annotation, biological process: fatty acid beta-oxidation. NCBI's taxonomy places the organism in Eukaryota, Metazoa, Arthropoda, Insecta, Lepidoptera, Pyralidae. The transcript is spliced from 5 exons. Bases 142 to 1002 code for a protein of 286 amino acids. The record is from RefSeq and is a predicted model, not a curated record. Gene Ontology annotation, cellular component: mitochondrion. Gene Ontology annotation, molecular function: enoyl-CoA hydratase activity.